CGAAGAAGAAUCUCACGCAAACCGUCUUCAAAAGUUGGCAGUCCUGUGCUUUAGAAAAUAAUACGGAUUGUCAGUUGCUAGCCUAUUCUACGUUUAGUACAUUAUCCAUAUAUUAUAUUAUUUAUGGUAAAUUCUAUGCUAGUCUUUUACCUAGUUGUUAUUUAAUUUUCCCGUUGUUGAUUUGAUAGCAGCUAGCUACAGGAACUAGGUAUAGUUUGUGUAGCUAGCCUAACGUUAGCUAACGUAAAUGUUGUUCAGUUACACCGGCUCAGAAGAAUAUGCAGCUAUGUUGUCAUUGAUGUUUAUUGCUCUGUUGGGUUUAUUUAGGGUGUCUGUUUCUGGUUUAAAAGCCCUAGUUCUCUGUAGUUGGUUAGCUAGCUAUUCCAUUGGCUAACGUUAGACAUUUUAACAUGAAGACGUCAACAAGUGCGGUCGUGAUGCACAUCUUCACUGUAGCUGUAUGCAGCUUAUUGCUGGUUGCUCAAGGGCAGCUGGACGACGACGAAUGGCUUGAUCCGCAUGAUAUGUUGAACUACGAUGCAAGCUCAAAGACCAUGAGAAAGCCUGCUCAGCCUGCUGAGCUGAACAAUUACCCUAAUGUACCCACCAAAAGAAGGGAAUACAGCCAGGAUUUGGAUAAAAUGGAAGUAAGGGAGUGCAACAACAAAGUGGAAGGGUUACAAAGAGAGAUUGAAGAGUACAAGAAGAAGAUUACACAGGUUGCACAGCUGCCGUCAAGCAACCCAGUGUUCAAGCGAUUCCUCACCAAGCUUCUGAAGGAGAUUGAAAAAGUUGGCCUGCCCACCGAUCUCAAGAACGAUAUCCACUACGACGCCAAAGUGAAACUGUCUCGGCAAGCGGUGACGGAGAUCCGGAAGCUUCUGGAGGGAAUGGACACCUGGAGAACGGGGGCUCUGGACAAUGCCCUCAGUCAGAUCCUGGUGGAUCUCAAACCACAUGACUACGAGGCCUGGAUAUGGCACUUUGAGGACACCUUUGGUGUGGAGAUCGACACAGUCAUGAAGGUGUCUGUGUUGGUCUUAAUCAUAGUGGUCAUCAUCUGCAGUGAGCUGUGGUCUACAGUCUCCUGGUUUGUCCAGUUCAAGAGAAUCUUUGCCAUCUGCUUCUUAAUCAGUCUGGUCUGGAAUUGGUUUUAUCUCUACAAGAUUGCGUUUGCCGAGCACCAAAACAAAAUGGUGAAGAUGGAGGGCGUCGACGCAAAAUGCACUGGGAGGAAGAAAAUUGACUGGUGGGAUAACUUGAAGGAUUGGUACAGAGGUGCCAUGACUCUCCAAGACGAUCCCUGUAAGAUGUACUACGAAGUCCUCAUGGUCAACCCCAUCCUUCUCGUACCACCAACUAAGGCUAUCACUAUGACCAUCACCACCUUCUUCACGGAGCCUCUGAAGCACAUUGGUCAGGGGAUCAGCGAGUUCCUACGAGCCCUCCUCAAGGACCUACCGGUCACCUUGCAGAUCCCUGUGCUAGUCACCAUCGUGCUCUCCAUCCUGGUCUUCAUGUAUGGCAGCGCUCAGGCCGCUAUCCAGCAUGGCAUCACCAGACCGCUGCGUGUCGGUGGGCCCAGGGAUCCCUCUCCCCCAGCCUUGGAUCAGCCCAUGCCUGAGGCCCGUCUGAGAGGGACAGACCACAACCCACAGGCAGGGGGGGACGCCCCUCAAUACUCCCCUCUCCCGCUUAGACGCCGACUAGGACCAGCAGCCAACCAGGGGGCUCAGGACAGGACCUGUGUCGGCCAGAGGAGCCCCCCCCCCAGGGCGCAAAAGGAACCUACCAGGAGGUACGUGGAGACCCUGAGGAACACCGACUGGCGGUACAGCGAGGACAAGAUUAUCUCAGAGUGUUGGGAAGAUUUCACUGAUGCAGAGGAUACCAACCUGCUAACGGUAGAGGGUAAUACCAACAUUCAGGCAGAUAUGCAAGAAGAACCAGUUGAAGUUGGAUCCACAACAGACGGCAAUGACUCGCAAGAAGCUAAACCCUCUCCAGUGAAAGCUAAAGCCAAACCAGAUGAGGACGUGGCAUCUGACUCUAAAGGGGCAGCUGAUAGCAUGGCUGAGCACCAGGCUGAGUAUACUGGAGGUCGCGCCAGCCCAGUGCAUGCAACUCCAGCAAGUGGUCUUGGGCACGAGCAACAUGACAAAUUCUUGAAACACGAACCAGAGAGCGUGUCAGUCGCUGCUCAGCUUAAGUAGCACAUCCAGCGUAGCAGGUCUGUUAGGCCAAUACAUAGGCUUCAUUCUAAGCUGUAUGCUAAUGGAUAUUGGAAACUGUUUCUGGGUACAGUCAGUAAGCCCCCUGUCCUUGUAUGUUAAAAUGCUUACCACAGCAUUUUACAUGGGAUGAUUCAGAUUCUACAUAAAUUGGUAAAUAGUACCUUCUCUUAAAUCGGCUAAUUCAGUGUUUUUAAAUUUGUUAUUCCUGUUUUCUUUUUGAUGUCUCACAUUGUUCUUGCUUUUGUUUGUGUGCCUGGUCAAUGUGCAUGUACUGUCAACACAACACCCAUGUUUAUGAAUGACGUAUGUAUGUUGUGCAAUAAUCCUGUCACUAUUUUGUGGCAACUCGCCAUCUCUUCUGAAAUGAUGUGAAUUAUGUUUGUUUAGGGCUUGACAUUAACAUUUUAUAGAUUUGAGUUCACAUCACCAUAUCAAACAGUUUCCCUGAUCAGAAUAGAAUCACUGGUGUCUGGAUGCAAUGGAUUGCUGUUCUCCCAAUAUCGGAGCAGGAUUGCACUGCUAGGCAGAGCGGUCUUUCAAUCAUUCCUGGUUGCGAGAUCCGUGUGUAGCCACACGUGCACAUUUGUUGCUAUUCCUUGCUAAUUAGUGAGUUAUUUGCACAGUUAUAGCAAACAGGCUUCAUAUGGUAAUGAAAAUCAUGUAAAAGUCAUGGUUGGUGCAUCGGCUGCAUGUAUGCGAGUGGGCCGGGAGAGGGAGACAUUGCAGCAUGUAGGCCUAGCCUGUAAAAUAAAGACGAGACAGCCAAUUCAACACAUCUUGUAGCCUGGAUAGUUAACUACAGUGCAUUCGGAAAGUAUUCAAAUCCCAUGGACAUGAUUUUGAAAGGCACACCUGUCUAUAUAAGGUCCCACAGUUGAUAGUGCAUGCGAAAACCAAGCCAUGAGGUUGAAGGAAUUGUUCG
Oncorhynchus gorbuscha (pink salmon) is the source of this 3156-nucleotide messenger RNA. RefSeq names its product chloride channel CLIC-like 1 (gene clcc1). Gene Ontology annotation, molecular function: chloride channel activity. Gene Ontology annotation, cellular component: endoplasmic reticulum; membrane. Bases 411 to 2213 code for a protein of 600 amino acids. The transcript is spliced from 9 exons. Lineage: Eukaryota; Metazoa; Chordata; Actinopteri; Salmoniformes; Salmonidae. The record is from RefSeq and is a predicted model, not a curated record.